GACCCGGAAGUUUAGCUUGUAGCAGUCUUGCAGCUGCGGCAGCGUAAUGGCUGAAGGAUGGAAAUAGUCUCUGGGCUUGCGUCCUUUGCCCUGGCAAAGUUCCUCUUUCUUUCGCGGCUAUCAAUUAAAGAAGAUGCGGAGAAAAUCAGAAAAAUGGAAGAGAAAUCGCUAGAAGUCUAUGACAUUAUUCGUACGAUUCGUGAUCCAGAAAAGCCGAACACCCUGGAAGAACUGGACGUGGUUACUGAAGAAUGUGUAGAAGUGAAGUUGCUAGCUGAUGAUGAAUAUCUCAUCAUUAUUCGAUUCACACCAACAGUUCCUCACUGCUCUCUAGCUACUCUGAUCGGUCUCUGUCUACGAGUCAAGUUGCAACGAUGUUUACCUUUCAAACACAAGUUGGAAAUCUACAUCUCUGAAGGGUCACACUCCACGGAGGAAGAUAUUAACAAGCAGAUUAACGACAAGGAGCGAGUGGCAGCUGCAAUGGAGAACCCAAAUUUGCGGGAGAUAGUGGAGCAGUGUGUUCUGGAGCCCGAUGAUUAACAACUGCCAGGCUCGCUGGGGAAAGGACUCAUAGGCAGCCUGCAGUUCACCAGGCCUGCCAGUACAAGGACUGUCCACCGGGGGCUCCACUCUCUGCAACAAACUAUAAUGCACUGGCAAUCAUUUAAAAACAUCUUUGUUUUGUAUUCAUGUUAUGUGAUGAGAUUUCCAUAUUAUUUCUAUUGUUUUACAUUGAGAAAUUCAUGCAAAACAAGAGUCUCCUUUGAUAUAUGUGGAAGUGAAUGCAUCAGAAUAUUGCUCCAAUGCAAAUUGAGUGUUCAAUUAUUAAAUCAGUAUUUUUAUAGAAUACAAGAGAUAACACUGAAGAAUGUCAGCCACUGAGCUGAAUUGUUGUGAUCCCCGGCCAUGGGAGAGGAAAGGUAUCGGACCCCUUUGGUCCCAUCAUACCCAAUCAAAAGGGAACGCAGUCUCAGACACUUCUUACAAAGCUGUAUGGUGGUUGAAAGAAAAUUUAAAAAUGCUAAAAGUGUUCAGCAGGUUAGGCAGCAUCUGUGGAGAGAGAAAUAGUUAAUGUUUCAGAUAGCUGACCUCUCAUCGGAACCUGCUGACUAUUUCUCAGCAUCCCAAUUUCAGAUCUGCAGUGUUUUAUAGGCUCUAUGGAGUGAUGUGAAAGGAUUGCAUGUGAAUAUUAACAUUGUAUAUUUAUGAGAUUUGAUUCCUCAGAGGCCUGGGUCCAGCCACUGUAUCCAACGUUAUGGGAACAGACUAUAUAUACUAUAUAUCACUGUAUAUACUAUAUAUCACUGUAUACACUAUAUAUACUAUAUAUCACUGGCCUAAGUGCUCUGUGAGCCAUCUUCCUGGUUCCAAUUCAUGGUACCCCUCAGGGUCUCCCAGUGCUAGGGGAACAGCUAGCUGUUGACAAGGAAUGGUUAAUUUCCCAACCUUCAAUGAUAUAGGCAGUGACAUUACCAGAGAACAAAUAUAAAGCUUGAUACCAAAUGAUGGCAUCGAAGCAUACCUGAACACAAGGUCAUUUUGCAUCUUAAAGCCCACACGUUGUGCUUGCAAUACAGAAGUGGCCAAAUAUCACGUGGAUGCUGAUAUUUGAGAGGUGCAUUUCCACAGAUGCCAUGAUUGGGCCCAGGUCUGUCAACAGGGGCCACUGGAUAGCAAUCAAAAACAGAGAUUGAGGACUUUACCCCUCAAUCCAGGGGCAAUGAUACCAAUGGUCCUCCCCCAACAGGAACUGGGACCUCCCAGUCUUCAUGACUUGCUCGUACUGACCGAGUUACAUGGCUGAGAUGCUUCAAACUGAAAGGGCUUCUCCCCACCAGGUUAGCACACACUCAGGUGGUGUUUGUAACUUCAGCAAUUAGUGGAACUGAACUUCCUGCCAUCCCAGUACAUUGUCCUGCUUCCCCUUUUUAAACUUGCGUUUCAACUUUUGUCAUUGAACAGUAGAUGAAGCCCCACUUGGUGCAGAACUGCACCCUCGUGUAUCCAGCAUUCCCAUCAAUACCUGUUGACUGUUUGUCUCAACUAUCCUGUGUAUGGCUGUCAGUUCUAUAUUUUUGUAGGUCUGAGCAUUCAGUUUUGAAUGGUUUACCUGCAGGGGUUCCUAUCAAUUUGGGAUUAAAGAUGCUUUGCACUGAGCCAUGGUUUCAAUGUAAUUACAUUGGGAGUAUUUUCCAACUCAAUAACUUCCAAGAUGUCACAUCUGCUUAUUUUACAUUGAGUUUCUAAAUCCUACUUACUGAAGGGAUUGCAAACCCAUGUCUCACUGUUCUGUGGUGCCAUUUAAUAAAACAGCCCGAUCUUCUUACUUUACUACACCUACCAUGUGGAGCUCAGUAUCCAUAUCAGUCUGGUAUAUUCAACAAUCACCCACAGCCCCGGAGGCUGGAGAAUUCCAAGGAUUCCAAGACAUUUCUCAUCCUGACUUCUAGCCAGAAAUAAACAUUGUACCCGCACUUUCGCAGUCUUUCUGCAACCAAGAUACUUUAUCUUCAUUGUUCCUUCAUUUGUUCUCUCCAUCUAAUUCUUGGUCAUUAAUGACUCCUCUCUAUCCCAACACUUGAACCCAAAUAUCAUCAACACAUUUCCUUUCAUACAAAGAAUGAUUUGUGCCCAGAAUUCACUCCCUCACAACCUACAUUUAUUUGCAUUUGUACAUGUAAACACCUCAAUGCCCGCCAAUAAAAUUCGAUCCCAAUUCAUGCAAGGAGAACAUUUGGAGCAGAUGCCCAGAAGCUUGUUUAAAGGAUUAAAGAGUUUGUUCAAGAGUAGAAAGGACAGAGAGAAAUUUAGAGAGGAAAUGAAAGGGGUUAGAGCUGGUUUAAGUGAAGACGUGUCCUCCAAUGCUGAUGUAAAAAUGUCCAGGAGGAACAAGAGGUUAGGGUUGGAGUGACAACAAAAGGUUGUAGAACUGGGGAAAGGGAGAGGGGUUAGAGAUUACAGAAGGAUGGAAGAGUAGGGUUGAGGAUAGAGGCUUUUAUAUAGAACCACAUGCAGUUGGAUCGUGAAACCACACCAUUGAUGUUAUGAACCAAAACUUGGAGCAACUCAGGUCAGGCAGCAUUUAUGGAGGAAAUGAACAGACGCCAUUUUAAUUUGGGACUCUUCUUCAGCGGUCCGAUUCAUGCUCACAAUUCCAGUAUCUGCAGUCACUUGUGCCCUCAUUGAUUCAAUGUAAUGGUUUUGUUGUUUUCUUUGUGUGUCCCACUAUGGUCCAAUAAAGUACCUUUCCCUCCGUGA
This is a messenger RNA of Amblyraja radiata (thorny skate), 3261 nucleotides long. It is a transcript of the gene ciao2a, whose product is annotated as cytosolic iron-sulfur assembly component 2A. The transcript is spliced from 5 exons. The record is from RefSeq and is a predicted model, not a curated record. NCBI's taxonomy places the organism in Eukaryota, Metazoa, Chordata, Chondrichthyes, Rajiformes, Rajidae. Bases 58 to 543 code for a protein of 161 amino acids.